UGUCACACCAAACAUCAUUUGUAUGUUCUUCACUAGUUUCCUACUCUAACUUCCAUUCCUCUUUUUUGGCUUUUUUUCAUCAAUUUCAGCUAUGAUCAAACCAAGAACAACAACAGAAUUUCCAGAGUCAGUCCGAGAUCAAACCUUCUAAAUAAAACAGUUGUAUGCAGAGACUUACAAAGGUACGGGUAUUAGGUACCACCGUCCUAGAGCUUUACCAAACAAGGAAAUUAAUUGUUGUGAUUUCCCCUCAAUCUUAUGGCUAAGAACAAUUGGUGGUUUAAUCUUCUCAAGAAUCUAAUCAGUUGUGAAUCCAAACCAAAAUCAAACAAGGGAAAAACAAAGAGAUGGAGUUGGAUUUUUGACAGAUUAAGGUUCAAACAACUCCCUGCAACAUCAACAACAUAUUCAACAUUACAAGAAAAGUCACUAACUGAAGCCAGAGAAGAACAGAGAAAGUCUGCACUGAAUGUUGCCCGGGCCACCGCGGUGGCUGCUGAGGCUGCAGUGGCAGCAGCUCAGGCAGCUGCCGAGGUAGUUCGUCUCACGGAUGUGUCCCGCCGAGAGCAUUCCUCGUUACGAAAACACGAGAGAGCUAUUCAGAACUUGGCUGUCAUAAAGAUUCAAACUGCUUUCAGGGCAUAUCUUGCAAGGAAGGCACUAAGAGCACUAAAAGGAGUGGUAAGAAUACAAGCAAUAGCCCGAGGACGGGCAGUGAGACGUCGAGUGAAGCGUAUUUAUCCUACCACACAGUUAGUCCACACGAAAAGAGUUCCUAGUGUAAUUGAUCAAUCACCAAGAAAAUCGAACGAAACAAGUGACAGAUCUAAGCUUGAGUGCAAGAGCCAGAGGCAAUGGAGUGGCAGCUUGUUCUCGAAGGAGGAGAUCGAAUCAAUAUACUUGCAUAAGCAAGAGGCCGGCUUUAGAAGAGAGAGAAUGAAGCAAUAUUCUUUCUCUCAUCGGGAGAGGCAAUGUUCUCAAAUACUUGAAGAAGACUUAAGAAAAGAAUUGGCCGAGGAAGAUAACGGAUAUUCAAAAGGCGCUUUCUUAGAGGUACACCAGGAUGCACAAAGGUGGGACUUAGGGGGUAACUUGAGGAUCAAACCAAAGGCUAUAAAUCUAGUGAAACAGAAUUAUACAGAGGAAGUUAACUCCCCAUUUUCACAUCCAAGGCGAUCAUUUAGUCAUAUGAGGCUAAAACAAGGAACAGACGACUUUCAACUAUUAAACUCUAGCAUGUUUCCUACUUACAUGGCUGUUACUGAAUCAGCCAAGGCUAAGAUGAGAUCAAUGAGUACACCGAGGCAACGUCUCAGGUAUAUCGACUCAUCCUUCGAAUCGACGUCUAACAACAGUUCUUGGUUUUCUUACAAUGGUGAGUCUAGUGCACUUGGAAGGACUCCUCAUUGUUCCUAGUCUUUCUUCACCAAUCAAUUUGGAAAUUUGUUCUUUUAUUUUCAGCGUCAAUUUUGGUUUGUGAAUUUCUUCUCUUGAGAUUUGAUGAAACAAAAGAGUGAAAAAUCUAAUACUGAUUAACAUAUAGAUUCAUGGAUAGUUAAUAAAAAUGAGUUUGUCAAGAUGGGUUGAUUAGCGACUUGAGGGUUGUAUAGAAUAUCUUCGUGUUGAUAUAAUUAUUUUAAUUCCUAAAUGUAUAGUCCGUAUCAUUUUUUCACUUUUGAUUGUCCUCUGUUUUUUGGAAUGACUACUGAAUUUUAUGUGUUUCUUCUGU
Molecule: messenger RNA, 1729 nt
Organism: Spinacia oleracea (spinach)
Lineage: Eukaryota; Viridiplantae; Streptophyta; Magnoliopsida; Caryophyllales; Amaranthaceae
Product: protein IQ-DOMAIN 12
Exons: 6
Coding region: 259-1416 (385 amino acids)
Molecular function (GO): protein binding
Source: RefSeq, a predicted model, not a curated record